AUGCCUGGUCUGCUGAACCAGAUCACAGGGGCAGCCCUGCCCCUCACCGCCUCUGACGUCACGUCCUUCGUCAGUGGUUACGCCCUGGGGCUGACUGCCUCCCUCACCUAUGGCAACCUGGAAGCCCAGCCCUUCCAGGGCCUCUUCGUGUACCCACUGGAUGAAUAUACCACGGUGGUUGGCUUUGAGGCGGUCAUUGCUGACCGUGUCGUGACAGUGCAGAUCAAGGACAAAGCCAAGAUGGACAGCGCCCACUUUGAGGGCACCCGCCUCCGAGCCACAACUCUCACAGGGAACACUCUGCAAGACGGGGUUUCUGUCAUCCCUCCUUCCUGCACACCAGGGAAGGUGGCUUUGGAUGAGGAUUUGGAGCGGAUCCUCUUCGUGGUCAACCUGGGGACCAUUGCCCCUAUGGAGAACGUCACCAUCUUUGUCAGCACCUCCUCGGAGCUGCCGACGCUGCCCAGCGGGGCUGUGCGGGUCCUGCUGCCUUCUGUCUGCGCCCCGACCGUGCCUCAGUUCUGCACCGAGAGCAUCGGCCCCUCCAGCCAGCAGGCCCAAAGCAAAGACAAGCAUUGCUUUGGCACCCGCGCCCUGGACCCCUGGAGCAAGUUGUGCUUGGCGACUCUCCUGGACACCGAUGUGUCCAACCCCAUGGAAUACGAGUUCAGCUUCCAGCUGGAGAUUCGUGGGCCUUGCCUGCUCGCAGGGGUGGAGAGUCCCACCCACGAGAUCCGGGCCGACGCCGCCCCGUCUGCGCGAUCGGCCAAGAGCAUCAUUAUCACCUUGGCCAACAGGCAUACCUUCGACCGGCCCGUGGAGAUCCUCAUCCACCCCAGUGAGCCCCACAUGCCACACGUCCUGAUGGAGAAAGGGGACAUGACCCUGGGAGAGUUUGAGCAGUACUUGAAAGGAAGAACGGAGUUCAUUAAAGGGAUGAAGAAGGACAGCAGGGCAGAGAGACAGACAGAAAUCAUCCGGAAACGCCUCCACAAGGACAUUCCCCACCAUUCUGUCAUCAUGCUCAACUUCUGCCCUGACCUCCAGUCAGUCCAGCCGAACCUGAGAAAGACCCAUGGCGAGUUUAUCUUCCUCAUUGACCGGAGUGGCAGCAUGAGUGGGACCAACAUCCACCGCGUCAAGGAUGCCAUGCUGGUGGCUCUAAAGAGCCUCAUGCCAGCCUGCCUCUUCAAUGUCAUUGGGUUUGGAUCCACAUUUAAGACCCUCUUCCCUUCCAGUCAGACCUACAGUGAGGAGAGCGUGGCCAUGGCCUGUGAUAACAUCCAGACAAUGCGUGCUGACAUGGGUGGCACGAACAUUCUUUCCCCGCUCAAGUGGAUCAUCCGGCAGCCAGUGCGCCGAGGCCACCCACGGCUUCUCUUCCUGAUCACAGAUGGUGCCGUCAACAACACCGGCAAGGUGCUAGAACUGCUGCGAAACCAUGCCUUCUCCACCAGGUGCUACAGCUUUGGAAUUGGACCCAACGUCUGCCACAGACUGGUGAGAGGGUUGGCAACUGUGUCCAAGGGCAGUGCUGAGUUCCUGGUGGAGGGAGAACGGCUCCAACCCAAGAUGAUCAAAUCCCUGAAGAAGGCCAUGGCCCCAGUCCUGAGUGAUGUAACUGUGGAGUGGGUCUUCCCCGAGACCACCGAGGUCCUGAUCUCGCCUGUGAGCACCAGCUCCCUCUUCCCCGGAGAGCGGCUGGUGGGAUAUGGCAUUGUGUGUGAUGCCUCCUUAUACAUCUCCCAUCCCAGAUCUGCCAUGGGCAUGUGGUCAUGGUGA
Messenger RNA from Leptonychotes weddellii (Weddell seal), 1782 nucleotides. The record is from RefSeq and is a predicted model, not a curated record. Lineage: Eukaryota; Metazoa; Chordata; Mammalia; Carnivora; Phocidae.